Messenger RNA from Aphanomyces astaci, 1725 nucleotides. RefSeq lists its product as hypothetical. The transcript has 2 exons. The record is from RefSeq and is a predicted model, not a curated record. Lineage: Eukaryota; Oomycota; Saprolegniomycetes; Saprolegniales; Verrucalvaceae. Bases 1289 to 1600 code for a protein of 103 amino acids.
ACACUACGUUUGGAAAAUACAUUCGAAAGGUGGAAAAAACAUAUGACACACACGAGUUGGUUUCGUAGAAACGAAGCCACGUACUGCUGCACAAACGCGAGCUUGUCGUUCUUGACUAGGGGAAUAUCCGCCAAUUCAUCCUCCACUCGCGCUUCCUCAUCUUGGUCGGGAAGGGCGGCAUCGUCCGCGGCGCCACCGACUGCAAAGUCGUCUUCGUCCAUGAGGUCGGCCUGCUUGCGUUGCAGUUCCAGAGCCGCUUCCUCUUCGUCCUGGGCGAUUUCCUCCAUGUCAGAAUCCAUCUCGUAAUCUGCCGUGUCGGCCGAGUAAAACUGCUUCUUUGACGACCCCCACUGAUCCUUGAGUUUCAACGCGCGUUCCUUCUCGGCGGCAAAUCCUUCCUCGUCCACGUCCUCGUCAUCCAAGUCGUCACGCUCUUCCAAGUCACUCUCGUGCUCGCUUUCCGUGUCUUCGUUCAACUGCAUCAACUCCUGCUCGCUGCCUGCGUCCUCGUCGCUGCUGCCUUCGUCCACGGGAAUGUCCUCUCCGUCCGACGGAUCGUCAUGGAAGACCAGAUCGUCGUCAGUUUUCGAGAAGUUCUUAGUCUUAUUGUUGCGCUGCUGGUCGAGCUUCUUCGCCAGCCGCCGCUCGGCCCCGCCAUCGCCAGUCUUUGCGCUCUGUCGUGCCCGACGCCCCAUGCUGUUCGUUCGUUUUUGCUUUCACACCAAGCGCCACCAACUUCAAUUGAUUGGUGGGAAUAGAAUGCCAUGUGAUUGGACAGUAUCAGCCAAUCCGAUCGCUUCAUAAUCAUUUUUAUUUUGAAUUGUGGAUUUUUGUUUCUGUUUUGUUUGGUACUAAUUGUUAGAAAAUGUAGCCAAUUACUUGUACUCCAGAGUACUUACUGUGUGCAGUACCGAUAGCCUGACGUCCAUCAAAAGGAAUGCUCAAUAAAUUCGUCGAAGCUUAACGUUAUUUUUCGAAAUGCUGACUGACUACAGCAGGUCGGCUGCCUGGAUAUACGAUGGCGGCGCCCCCACGCAAGGCAUAGAUCCCACACCGACGCUCCUUGGGGCCAUUACUCGUUAAUUCUAAUCGAAAGUCACUGAACUCUCGUUUUACAAGCGCCCGGGUCAGCUGAGUUAGCGGGUAUGGCCCUUGCAAUUCGUACGUGCCAAAGCGGCAGACGUCGCCGCUGCGGUCUCGACAGAACGCAAAGUGAUCUUCGGUUGACGUUUUUAACAGCGACACCUCGUACGAGGCGUUGGUUUCCGACGCUGGAAGAUUGACCAUAAUGCAAUCUCCAUGCAUGUCAACGACUGGGGUGAGGCCAAAGGCACACAAGGCGGUGGAAAGCAAGCUGGAAGGAGGCGUGUUCAUGAUGGGGGGGGGCUGGCGUGGUGACGAGAAUGGGGAAACGUGUGGGGCGAGGAGUUUCGUGGGUGGGGACACGUUCAAUCGCGUUCGCGGGAGUUUGCGAGGGGGUGUACAUAGGCCACCGUCGAUCGUGGGCGUGGCCGGUUUUACUGGCGUCGCAGCCCCCUGCUGUUUGCGUUCCUUUUUGAUCAAAGCAGCGCCACCAGUCUUUCGAGGCACUUUGCAAUAGAUUGUUGUUGUUGCGGCGGGGCGGGAGAAGCUUCUCGUCUUGCGCAUGCUCCGAGUGACGCGUUGAUUCAUGUGUGGAUGGACGAAACUUGAGGAAUGGGCAACUAAUAACGGUACUAUUCUCGA